Molecule: messenger RNA, 2243 nt
Organism: Haliotis rufescens (red abalone)
Lineage: Eukaryota; Metazoa; Mollusca; Gastropoda; Lepetellida; Haliotidae
Product: protein O-linked-mannose beta-1,4-N-acetylglucosaminyltransferase 2-like
Exons: 2
Coding region: 455-2236 (593 amino acids)
Biological process (GO): protein O-linked glycosylation via mannose
Cellular component (GO): endoplasmic reticulum
Molecular function (GO): protein O-acetylglucosaminyltransferase activity; protein binding
Source: RefSeq, a predicted model, not a curated record
GCUAUUCAUCUUUUCUGACCAGCUUAUAGAUCACCAGAGGGCAAUGGUUUGGCGAAGCCGGGGCCUCUAAUUACUAAAAAAUCCAUAUCCAGUGUCACAGACAAAAUGACGUUCAUAUCCGCUAACUGCUGAUGAAUGCAAGGAAACAAAUUGUGCUCCACGCGUGCAGAUUCCAGGACAUGGGAGACAUCGAUAGGAUAUCGAUCGACCAUACAAGCACAAUAAGAACAUUCCUGUCUUCGAACAUUUACGAUAUUCCCCGCCGCGCACAACACCAAAGGUCAUUUCCGCUUACAACGGCCUUCACCUUUAGAUACGCCUAGGCAAGCCAAACUUCCCCACCGAUUAACAAUUUCCUUUGUUUAUAGUGAAUUAUUGAGACACCGCUAUGGAGGAUCGCACCUCAUGAAGAAAAGUACACUUUUCAGAUCGCCUGCCAUGCAGCCAAUUGAAGAUGCCCUCCCUUCACAACAUAACGCACGCAGUGACCCUCGCCGUAAUCGCCACACUGUUACGGAAGUACCUCCAGCUAAAGUUUGCUUAUGAAGACCUCGAACUAAAUUGCAGACUUCACCAUGAAGACAGAACAGAAUUCCAUGAUAAAGAACCUGAUUCUCUCAACCAUGAUUACCUGAAGAAAGGAGACCAACACGAACGUGCCCCUCCUCCCACGGCAAAGGUAUAUGGCGACAGUACAAGACUAUGGUGCUCAGGCCACGACAGAUCGUCAAGAAUUUGCAAAUUUGAAAACUUGUGUUAUAAUCCCCAGAAGGACGAUUUUGUAUUCGUGCAUGGUCCUGGGAGUUUUGUUGAAGGCGCUGACAUGCAAAGUGUUCGCCAUGGCUUGUUAGACCUGUCGACAGUUCAAGGUCAUACCACGCACGUGUUCAGAGCUGCGGAUGCCCCUUCUCGGAUCUUAAAGGAUGCCAGCGUUCAUUGGGUUGAAGAAGAGACGCUGGUUUUUAAUCGGUUUAAACCCGACAAUAUAAUGCACGUCAUCCAUGACGACAUCCUGCCUCUUCAUCACACGCUGCAGCUGGUGUCUCUUGGAGCCAAUCGUUUCAGCCACCAUGUACAACUUGUGGUUCUUGAAGGGUGGGACAUGGGGGAGUUUGAAUCUAUUUAUUCGUAUUUUACGUCUUAUGACAUUUUAACGAAAGACAAAAUCGGUAUUCUUGGAGAAAUGGUUUGUUUCAGGAGUGGUCAUGUCGGAAUCUCAAAAACGACCACAUGGUACCAGUAUGGCUUUGACAGUCCACAAGCCCCACUGGAAGGUUUACAAGUGACAAGUCAGCACAUCCGUACUGCAGCCCAGUAUCUAUUGUCUGAAUCCACAGAACAGUGUCAGAUUUGUGACACUGGCGAGUAUAUCGUCCUUAUAUCCAGACGAUUAAACAGAUUGAUAUUAAACGAGGUAGAAUUGACAAUGGCUAUUGCUCGAGAAACUGGGUUCAAAGUGGUGGUGAUUGGGUUUGAAAGCCAUUCUGUCGGUGAAAUGAUGAAAAUAGUUCACAGUUCUAGAGGUAUUAUUGGUAUGCAUGGUUCGUUGAUGAUUUUAUCAACAUUUCUUAAACCGGGUAGUUUUGUAAUUGAAUUAUUUCCAUACGCCAUCAACCCAGAUAGCUAUACACCUUUCAAAACACUAGCGGAAAUUCGAGGUAUGCAGCUUGUUUAUAAAGCAUGGGCCAAUCAGAAUCGCGAAGACACAAUCAUGCAUUCUGAUUGGCCCGCAGACCUUGGCGGGAUACUUGACCUGCCCAAGGAGGAACAAGAUGACAUAAUCAACCAAUCAGAAAUCCCGUUACAUCUUUGCUGCGAGGACCCAUCGUGGUUGUUUCAUAUAUAUCAAGACACUAAAGUCGACAUCCCUGCAUUAACAGUGUUGCUGAAGCAAUCUCUUUCUGAGAGUACCGUCAGACUCGUAGCGGAGAACCAACUCACACCUUCUCCAGUGAGGCAGGUGGUUUGUGACGUCGGUUCCGAUGGCCAUAGGGUUACGUUGUCAUGGGAACGUCCGUGGAAUGUGAUGUAUCUGGAUUAUAAGACACUGGAGUAUGAAAUAUGGCUGCAGAACAGCAACACCGAGUCGACUUUGUCUCUUAUAGUCGGGGACGUGACGUCACACACGAUCACAGAUCACGUGACGAAAGGGAUACUUUAUAACGUGUGGGUUAGGAGCGUUCUAGACCAGCAAACUCAAGGUCAAUUCAGUGGUGCAAUUAAAUGUCCUGAAUGAAAUUGUA